CUUGGCACUCGAACGGCACGCAGCGCACAGCUACGGCGCACAGAGCUAUGCACGCACAGCAGGACACACGGGAGCAGUCCUCGGAGGAGACGGCGCUCUGGACAGCGCUGCAGGGGCGGCCAGGCAGCCACGGCAAUGGCCGUCACUCGUUUAGCGCCUCGGCAACAUCCACGAUGACCAUGCCACAGAACAUCUUCACAAAUCCAGCCAUACAGCCCUCCAGUGUGAUCAAUCUGUCCAACUCCACAGAUGUGGUCAUUGGACCGAUGACCCAGUACCAAGGACCGGUCAGCAUAUAUUAUAUGGAUGCCAGCAUGCAGACAGCUGCAGGAAUCAGCAGCAACAGUCGCAACAGCAGCAACAACAGCUCGACCAGCAGCGAGGGGCCUGCACCGAAGCGUAGGCGUGGCAGCUCGAAGGCUCGCCGCUUCACACGCAACUCCAUACUGCUGAGCCUGCUCGUCGUCCUGGUGGUGGCCAUGGCCCUUGUCAUCGUGUUCUUGGAGCUGAGCCGCACGCGCAACGAGUCGGGCCAGAAGUCGAUCUACUUUGGCAACACGUUCGAGGACGGCACGUUUCCGAAUUUAGGAAACGGUCAUCUGGUCAUCGAGCGUGUGCAGUGGGGCGCCUCCGAUCGCAGCAAGCCGCUGAAGAUACCGCUUGAGCACCCCAUUCCCUACGUGCUGAUCACGCACGUGGGCGUCCAGUCCAUACCCUGCGUCAAUCUCUACAAGUGCUCCAUCAAAAUGCGCACCAUACAGGACUCGGCGAUAGCGGAGAAGAGCCUGCCGGAUAUCCAGUCCAACUUUUACGUCUCCGAUGAGGGCAACAUAUAUGUGGGUCGCGGCUGGGACUGGGCCAACACGUAUGCGAAUCACACACUCGCCAUCACAUUUAUGGGCGACUAUGGCCGCUAUGUGCCCACACCCAAGCAGCUGGAGGGCGUGCAGUUCCUGCUGGCCCAUGCCGUGGCCAAUCGCAAAGUGGAUUUAGACUACAAGCUGGUCGCACAAAAUCAGACCAAAGUGACGAAGAGUCCGGGCGUGAAUGUCUACCGUGAGAUUAGCAAAUGGCCGCACUUCUACGGCUGCGGCAUGGAGCAGGCGCCCAAGUGCGGCAGCGAGCUGGGCAUGACAAGUGCCGCCUGGAAUGGUGGCCAAUAACUCUGUAGACUUUAAGUGAACAGUUAGCUUUAAGAAACACGCGCACACACACAGACAUUCGCAUACACAUUGUUGCAUACAAGUAAACCAAAUGAUACUUUAAACAAAAA
Messenger RNA from Drosophila navojoa, 1273 nucleotides. RefSeq names its product Peptidoglycan recognition protein LA (gene PGRP-LA). The record is from RefSeq and is a predicted model, not a curated record. Gene Ontology annotation, molecular function: zinc ion binding; N-acetylmuramoyl-L-alanine amidase activity. NCBI's taxonomy places the organism in Eukaryota, Metazoa, Arthropoda, Insecta, Diptera, Drosophilidae. Gene Ontology annotation, biological process: peptidoglycan catabolic process.